Molecule: messenger RNA, 1200 nt
Organism: Anarrhichthys ocellatus (wolf-eel)
Lineage: Eukaryota; Metazoa; Chordata; Actinopteri; Perciformes; Anarhichadidae
Gene: copz1
Product: COPI coat complex subunit zeta 1
Exons: 9
Coding region: 8-598 (196 amino acids)
Biological process (GO): retrograde vesicle-mediated transport, Golgi to endoplasmic reticulum; intra-Golgi vesicle-mediated transport; intracellular protein transport
Cellular component (GO): COPI vesicle coat
Source: RefSeq, a predicted model, not a curated record
UGUACGCAUGACGUGUCCGCUGCGCAGCCGCAGUGUGCUAGCUAGUUUGCGAACAAGAAAGAAGAUGGAUUCUCCAAUACUGGAACCAUCCUUGUACACUGUCAAAGCUGUUCUGAUUCUGGACAACGAUGGAGACAGGCUGUAUGCCAAGUAUUAUGAUGAUACGUACCCAACGGCGAAAGAGCAGAAGGCGUUUGAGAAGAACAUAUUCAACAAAACACACAGGACGGACAGUGAGAUAGCUUUACUCGAAGGCCUCACUGUCGUCUACAAGAGCAACAUAGACCUCUUCUUUUAUGUGAUUGGAAGUUCCCAUGAAAAUGAGCUAAUGCUGAUGGCUGUUCUAAACUGCCUUUUUGAUUCGCUCAGUCAGAUGUUGAGAAAGAAUGUAGAGAGAAGGGCUUUGUUGGAGAACAUGGAGGGGCUCUUCCUGGCUGUGGAUGAAAUUGUGGAUGGAGGGGUGAUCCUGGAGAGUGACCCACAACAAGUUGUGCACCGUGUGGCUCUCCGAGGGGAUGAUGUUCCUUUGACAGAGCAGACAGUCACCCAGGUUCUUCAGUCUGCCAAAGAACAGAUCAAGUGGUCGCUUCUCCGGUAAAGUCCCCGCUGCACCAGUCCACCAGAGAGCCGCUGUCGAGCCCAGUCUUAGUGGCACUGAUCCGCAUACUCCUUUUCCUCUCAUUUCCACUCCUUCAAUUAAAGCUGUGAGGAGUACCACUGAUACUGAUCCAGUCACACUCCCAGGAUUACUGCUCGAAAAAGUUUAAUUUUCCAACCUUUUUCUUUGUUUUUUGCACAGACUUGCAUUUGUAUGACCUAAUCAACAUGAGGAUAAGAUGUGGUGUACAUUCCAGUACUGCCUGUUUUGUUAGUUUGUUUUUCCAUUAAGGCAUCUAGGUGUUCAUUAAACCAGUGAGUCACUCUCACACGUAAACCUCAUCAUAGCCUGUUGCAACAUUCCAUGUGUAUCCUUGAACAAUAAUUUUAUCCCAUUUGACAGCACCGUCAUCUUACUGUACAAAGUAUUGAGGCACUAUAUGAUUUACAUGAAUAUUGUGAUUUAAAAAAAAAAAGGUGUACAACUUGUACUGUAGUCAUACCAACAAUCUCAACGGUGUGUAUGUUGUGAAUACAUGUUGUCCGGGGAUCUUCCAUUCAUCAGAUACUUACAAUAAAUAUUUGUUGACACCAAUAUGUGAA